GUCCAGAUAUCUCUGAAUUGCUUAUGUUAUGUCCAAGCAGGGCACUCAAACAUCACCAGAAGCUAACACUUCAGACUCUAGACCGAGUCAGGCUAAUGGGACGUAUAAUCAGUUUUUGAAUGAUACUCAAGUCAUACCGUUCACGAAACCCGAGAGCCUAAUAGGCUCGAACUCUCAACCAUCCAGGAUCCAAAAUUUGAGAGUUUUGAGUGAGAACGAAGACAAUAGAAUAAUAGAUAGUUCAUGUGAUUUCAAAGAUUCAAUAAGUACACAAGCUUUGCUGGACAAGGAACCUGAUACUGUUGUUAUCAAAGAAGAUAUUCCAGUAACUGAAAGAAACGAAGACGAGUCAAUACGGCUGUCUACUGCUGAAUCUUCUGCUCCCUUCAAGAACUUGAAAUUACCAGAUGGCGAAAGUCCAUGGCUUAGUAGAGUUAAAGAUCCUUUCAAUGAUUCAGAGACUCCAUGGCUAAAUAAAAUUAGGGAUCCUUUCAAAGAAACUCCAAUUAAUGAAAAAGUUUUGGAUGCUAUGGGAGAAACCCCAAACUCCACCCGAAAGGUGUUGGUAAACUCAUUGAAUACACCAAGUGCUGCUCACAAAAUCUUUCAAAAACUUCGAGAGAAAGGCAACCAGAAAGAGUUGGAUUUUGAUUCUCAAACUGUCCCAGAAUUAUUCAAAGAUACUCAACCCCCUUCACUUGAAAAAGAACAUGAAGGAUCCAAUAAUGAUGUCACAAUGGACUUGAACCAUGAAAUUGAUUCACCUAGAAAGGAUCACUUCACAGACGAUGUGCCCACACAAGUUGUAAAUGAUACAUUGAUUAUAGGUGAUCCAAAUCAACAUAGCGAGCCUCAAGACCCAAAGAGUGAUAAUACACAAGCUGACAUCCAGGUUCCAGGAACUGCUCCAGAAGUUGAUCAUUCGUUAGUGAUAGAAAACGAUGAAAUCAGUAAGGACCUUGAUGCUGGUGAAUCAUCCCCAAUAAAUUCUGAUGAUGAAAAAAACUUUUCACUAGAUUAUGGAAGAAGAUUACAUAGCGAGCCUGUUUCAGGUGAUUAUCUCAAUAUUUUGGCUGAAGAUAGCAUUCAAAAAUAUCACAGAGAUUUGACCAAAAGAGGCCUACAGCUUGAAAAUCAGUCAAAAUCCUUUGCUGGUGACACACAAAGAAUAAGUCAAUCUAAAAGAUUGAACUCUUUACCUCUGAAUCUGGAUACUGAUACCCUUCACCAAGCAAAAAUCACCGUCCAAGGCAAUAAAAAUACUCAAGAACAAGGUGCACCAAAACAAGUUACCAAAUCACAUUUAACUUCCUCUCCAAAUGUUGAAGAAUCGUCUCCUGCAAUUCGUGAAAAAGCGGACACUUUUGAAAUUGAAAAGGCAAAGGCUGAUGACAACAAUAACAUCGAAACAAAUACCAUCAAUACAUCCAAUAAGAGUUUCCAUUCACAGGCUGUUGAUUUCAAUGCUUUGGCUGAGAACAUAACACAAGAAUUUUCAGAUGUUGAUGAUGAAAGUAAAGUGGUUGAUAAUACAAUUGAAGAAGAAGCCGAUAAUCUAAAGUUACAAACAGAAUGGAAUGAAGGAACUUCAAAAAGCUCAAACCCUGUUAUAAGGCCAACCAGAAAUUCUAAAAGGAAAAAAUCCUCCAAAGCGAAUGAUUUACAGCUUCAAUUCACUAGCUCACCCGAUAAAAGUAUUAAUCACUCUGAUUUAUCCAUAGUUUUAGAUGCCAAUACUUCUCAAAUUGAUGAUAAUGAUCAUGACAUUUCUACAAAUGACCAACAAAGUAUUUUGACCCCAGAAUAUGACGUAAAUGUCUUACCCAAUGGAAUAUUGAGAGAAGAGACACACAAUUUGAGUGAAGAGGAUAUCAGAUUCAAAGAUAGCGUUUGGUGCCUAGCUAAUACUCGUUAUUAUCCUGGCUUGAUACUGAGCUUGGGUAAAAAGGGACUGGAGGUUAAGUUCUUCGAAUCUACAGAUGAGGUCAAUGGUGGAAUUUUCCCAUUAGAUAUUCAAAUUGGUGAUACAGUUAAAAUUGGCAGACUUCCAUACGCUGCAUGA
Hansenula anomala is the source of this 2062-nucleotide messenger RNA. RefSeq lists its product as uncharacterized. NCBI's taxonomy places the organism in Eukaryota, Fungi, Ascomycota, Saccharomycetes, Phaffomycetales, Wickerhamomycetaceae. The coding region runs from base 29 to 2062 and encodes 677 amino acids. The transcript is spliced from 3 exons. The record is from RefSeq and is a predicted model, not a curated record.